AUGGUCGCUAGUGAAUUUAGUUACAAAACUAACCCAGAAACUUUAGUCUUAUUUGACGUUGAUGGUACUUUAACUCCAGCUAGAUUAACUAUCUCUCCUGAAGUUAAAGAAACUUUAAAAAAGUUAAGACAAAAAGUAUGCAUUGGUUUCGUCGGUGGUUCUGAUUUAUCUAAACAACUUGAACAAUUAGGUCCAGAUGUUUUAUCUGAAUUCGAUUACUCUUUCUCAGAAAAUGGUUUAACUGCUUACAGAUUAGGUAAAGAAUUAGCUUCUCAAUCUUUUAUCAACUGGAUUGGUGAAGAAGAAUACAACAAAUUAGCUAAAUUCAUUCUAAGGUAUUUAUCUGAAAUCGAUUUACCAGUGAGAAGAGGUACUUUCCUAGAAUUCAGAAAUGGUAUGAUUAACGUCUCUCCAAUCGGUAGAAACGCUACCACUGAAGAAAGAAACGAAUUCGAAAAAUACGAUAAGGUACACCAAAUUAGAGCCAAAUUCGUCGAGGCUUUAAGAAAGGAAUUCGCUCAUCUUUCUUUAACUUUCUCCAUCGGUGGUCAAAUCUCUUUUGAUGUCUUCCCAACUGGUUGGGAUAAGACUUACUGUCUACAACACGUCGAAGCUGAUGGUUUUAAGGAAAUUCACUUCUUCGGUGACAAAACCAUGGUAGGUGGUAAUGAUUAUGAAAUCUACGAAGAUAAGAGAACUAUCGGACACUCCGUUACCUCUCCAAAUGACACUGUCAAGAUCUUAACCGAAUUAUUCGAUUUAUAA
Molecule: messenger RNA, 765 nt
Organism: Kazachstania africana CBS 2517
Lineage: Eukaryota; Fungi; Ascomycota; Saccharomycetes; Saccharomycetales; Saccharomycetaceae
Gene: SEC53
Product: phosphomannomutase SEC53
Exons: 1
Coding region: 1-765 (254 amino acids)
Biological process (GO): GDP-mannose biosynthetic process; protein N-linked glycosylation; mannose metabolic process
Cellular component (GO): cytosol
Molecular function (GO): phosphomannomutase activity
Source: RefSeq, a predicted model, not a curated record